This is a messenger RNA of Dentiscutata heterogama, 321 nucleotides long. The record is from the annotation of a GenBank genome assembly. NCBI's taxonomy places the organism in Eukaryota, Fungi, Glomeromycota, Glomeromycetes, Diversisporales, Gigasporaceae.
UUAAACAAAUUAAAUACAUCUAAUAUACCAGAAGAUAUAUAUAACCUAGAUGCUGAAUUAGAUUCAAGUUCUCCUGAUCAACUUUUGUCAAGUAAAGUUACUGUUACUAAUAGUUUAAGUUGUAUCAUGCAUACAAUACAACUUGCGUUGGGAGAUAGAUUUGAUGAUACUAAAGUUAGUAACUUAAUAAGUAAAGCAAAAACAUUAAAUAGUUAUGUCAGUGAUAAAGAUAAAUACCAUGAAAGCCUUUGUGAAUUACAAGCUAAAUUAAAUUCACAACACCAAGUUAAUCCUCUUUCAAGUGAUACAAGAACUCAUUAG